GUAUAUGUCAUCAUUGCACAGCGGCCAAUGAGGAUGAGCCUGGCCAUGGCUGAUCCUCAUCCUGACCACCUGUCGCAUCUUAGGGCUUUCUGCAGAGGCAUGCUUGGAUAAGAGCAUGGAAAAAAGGGCCUCAACCUGCUCCAGGAAAAAUGUUCUUUAAAAAGAAACCACCGUCCGAGUAGUUGCAGUCUUUCGAGGGUUUUGCAGGAUGUCGAUGAGAACUCUCCCCUUGGUUUUUAUUAACCUUGGAGGCGAGAUGCUUUACAUACUGGACCAACGUCUGCACGCUCAGAACACCUCUGAGGACAAAUCUGAGAAAGCUGCAGGAGUAUGGUCUGAUCAUGACAGACAACGAGUGAUGAACGACAUUGUGGGGACCAUGUUCAGCAAAGCCUUCAUGGAUGAACUUCUGAAACCUCAGCUGCUUUAUUCACACAGGACAUUGAAAGUCGUCCUAACUCGCUUGGCGCACGUCUCCAUUAUGAGAUUAAACACAGUCAGCAUGGAGAAGCUCUACGAUCUGAUACUCAUGGCCUUCAAGUAUCAAGUCUUCCAGUGUCCGCGUCCUAAGGACCUGCUGCUCAUCUCAUAUAAUCACAUCGACAGCAUCAGAGAAUAUGUGAAGGACACUCCUGCCGUUGUAAACAAAGUGGACGAGACUCACAGAAAAAUCAUCGAGAUAUACUCGUCCAUGACUGCAGGUGAAUUCCAGCUUCUCCGACAAACGCUGCUCACAUUCUUACAGGACACGCACAUCCGCGUGUCCAUUUUCCUCCAAAACAAAAUCCAAAAUCCCAAUGGACGUUUCGCCUUGUUAACAUCUGGCCCGGUGCCUCACGGACUGGACGUUCCUGGGGUCAUUAGGAUAUUGGACAAAAAGGGACGGGAAAUGCGACAGAGCCGUUUCCAAUCGGGAGGGAGCUACAGUCGCCCUAUAAAAGACGCAUCGUUUGGCCUACGUGGAAACCGAGUCAUCAAACUGGGCAUGAACAUGUAUAGUGUAAAUCUGGGAGGAGAAUCAUCCAAAGGUCCCUCAGUGAAGAACCUGGAAGAUGCCUCUCCCAACCCGAUGGCUAAAGAAGAGCUCAAUCUACUGGCCCGCCUGAUGGGGACUGUUGAGAUUGAGAACGUAUCUGGUUCUGAAACGGGAUUUCAGAUCAACCUGCUCGCCGCUGUUCAAGAAAAGGAUGAGGGGGGAGCUUCAGGAGGAGCCGAGGAGUCAUUUGAAGUGAUGAAUAUACAAGCCCUGAAGGAUGAAAAGUCCUCAACUCAGCUGGCUCAAAUUGCCAGACUUUUUGUAGAGCAAGAGAAGACCCCAGAAAAUGUAAACAGCGACAAGGGCGAUGACCUGCUGUCUAUGAUGGAUGACCUUGAGUCCUUGUGA
Molecule: messenger RNA, 1384 nt
Organism: Syngnathus typhle (broad-nosed pipefish)
Lineage: Eukaryota; Metazoa; Chordata; Actinopteri; Syngnathiformes; Syngnathidae
Gene: oscp1a
Product: organic solute carrier partner 1a
Exons: 11
Coding region: 209-1384 (391 amino acids)
Biological process (GO): transport
Cellular component (GO): plasma membrane; cytoplasm
Source: RefSeq, a predicted model, not a curated record